Canis lupus familiaris (dog) is the source of this 1275-nucleotide messenger RNA. RefSeq names its product aryl hydrocarbon receptor interacting protein (gene AIP). Gene Ontology annotation, molecular function: protein binding; peptidyl-prolyl cis-trans isomerase activity. NCBI's taxonomy places the organism in Eukaryota, Metazoa, Chordata, Mammalia, Carnivora, Canidae. The coding region runs from base 179 to 1030 and encodes 283 amino acids. The transcript is spliced from 6 exons. The record is from RefSeq and is a predicted model, not a curated record.
GGCGCUGCGCAGAGAACCAAUUACAGUCCGUUUCGACGUUUACUCCCUUUUUGGCAUCUGCCCUCAGCCAAAAUGGCGGCAUCUCGGAAGUUGCCGAAGCCCUAGAAAGUGCCGAAGCAGUUCCGGAAGCUGCCGAAGGAGUCCGGAAGUUACCGAAAGAGAGCAGCGGGGAAGAAGGAUGGCGGAUAUCAUCGCAAGGCUCCGGGAGGACGGGAUCCAAAAGCGUGUGAUACAGGAGGGCCGAGGAGAGCUCCCGGACUUUCAGGAUGGAACCAAGGCCACAUUCCACUACCGGACUCUGCACAGUGACAAGGAGGGUGCCGUGCUGGACGACAGCCGGGUGCGUGGCAAGCCCAUGGAGCUCAUCAUUGGCAAGAAGUUCAAGCUGCCUGUGUGGGAGACCAUCGUGUCCACCAUGCGUGAGGGGGAGAUCGCCCAGUUCUGCUGCGACGUCAAGCAUGUGGUCCUGUAUCCGCUGGUCGCCAAGAGUUUACGCAACAUCGCAGCCGGCAAGGACCCUCUGGAGGGCCAGCGGCACUGCUGUGGUAUCGCCCAGAUGCAUGAGCACAGUUCCCUGGGCCAUGCUGACCUGGAUGCUCUGCAGCAGAACCCUCAGCCUCUCAUCUUUGACAUUGAGAUGCUUAAGGUGGAGAACCCCGGCACAUAUCAGCAGGACCCCUGGGCCAUGACAGAUGAGGAGAAGGCAAAGGCAGUGCCAGUCAUCCACCAGGAAGGCAACAGGCUGUACCGUGAGGGCCACGUGAAGGAGGCCGCCGCCAAGUACUACGAUGCCAUUGCCUGCCUCAAGAACCUGCAGAUGAAGGAGCAGCCCGGGUCCCCUGACUGGAUCCAGCUGGAUCAGCAGAUCACCCCGCUGCUGCUCAACUAUUGUCAGUGCAAGCUGGUGGCCCAGGAGUAUUAUGAAGUGCUGGACCACUGCUCCUCCAUCCUCAACAAACAAUGUCAAGGCCUACUUCAAGCGGGGCAAGGCACACGCGGCCGUGUGGAAUGCACAGGAGGCCCAGGCUGACUUUGCCAAGGUGCUGGAGCUGGACCCUGCCCUGGCGCCCAUCGUGAGCCGUGAGCUGCGAGCCCUGGAGGCACGGAUCCGGCAGAAGGAUGAAGAGGACAAGGCUCGCUUCCGGGGCAUCUUCUCCCAUUGAUAGGGCCCUGCCGGCCCUGCCCACCCUGCCUAGCCCACUGCUGCUCCCAGCACCCCUGCCCCUGCUGCAUCAUGCUUCUCUGUAUAUAAAGGCCAUAUUUAUCUCUCCCUGG